This is a messenger RNA of Effrenium voratum, 4251 nucleotides long. Lineage: Eukaryota; Dinophyceae; Suessiales; Symbiodiniaceae. The record is from the annotation of a GenBank genome assembly.
AUGGCGGAGCUGCUCCGCUUCAGCGACGGCUGCGGCACGCGGACCGGCUGGGAUAGCACCCGCGCAGCUCCUGAGAAAGCUGCGGAGGCAAGUCUGCAGCCCCUCGCAGCUUUCGCGCUGGUGACCGCCUUGACAGCUUGUGCUGGUCGCCGCAUCAGGGUGAGCUGCUCGGCCAGAGCAACGCGCACGGCGGCGGCGGGCAUUGCGCCCACUGCUGAUGUGAGUGAUGUGGCGAGCCUACAGGAUGCACAGCGUCAGAAGCCAGAGGUGCCUGCGGAGCUGCGGGAGAAGUACGGGCUCCACCUGCGACUCAUGGAGAAAGGCUUCAGCAGGCUGGGCGAGGUGGAGGAGAGUGGCUUGCUGGACCAGGGUAUCAGGCUCACCAUCCGAAUCCUGCAGAAGACGCUGGACUCUGCCGACGUCAAGUUCCGGCAGCUGGACAUGGAAAAGCCCAAGGUGGCUGGGAUUUUGUGCACGCCUGGCAUCCUGGAGAUCUUCGGCGGCACAGGCUGGGUCGAGGAGCGCGAGUGGCUGGUCCUGCCGGAGGGUACGCCAUUGGAGCUGUCGCAGCUGGCCAUCGAGGGCCUCGAGAAGGAGGAGCGGCGCCGCGCGACAGUUCAGAGCACUGCGGAGAAUCCGAACGAGCGCCGCUUCAACCCGUGGGAUGGGAAGGUCUACACCUUCCAGGAGUUGGAGAGAUGUUUGGCACGAGCCGACCUCACAACUGGUGAGAUCCAGGAGCACUGGGCGCACCGGUGCCGCCCCGUGGCCAAGAAGGCGACCCAGGGCACAGCAGAGGUGCCUGUGACGGAGCCGCAGGUGGAAGCCUGGCAGAAGAUUUGGCGGAUCCAGUCUUUGAACCGCAUGUGGACGGCGGCGGAUACAGCGCACGUCCAUGCAGUCUCGGGCGGCAUCUACAUGUUCCUUGGUGCAGCAUUCCUGCUGGACACGGCUGUGCACGACGCAAUGGCCCUGAACGGCUCCGCAUGGGAGCGCGUGUUGCCCUCGGAGGUUGGACUUCUUGCGCUUAUGGCCGGAGUGGCCAAUGCCCUCAGUGGGCUGCAGCCAAGCUUGAUGAAGCGCUUCGAUCUGCAGAUGUUGGGCUUGGGGCCGCAGGGCGACAUCAAGUCUGGGGGCUUCCUGAACGCGGCGGCGUUCUAUUUGGUGCUGGCCUUCCAAAGCGCGCGGGGCCUGGCGCCGGAGCUGGGCUUCCUGGACGUGCCGGUGGGGCUGGUCACGUUGCUGCUGGUGGCGCACCAGGCUUUCAUCUUGAACAGCUGGGUCUCUAGCGGCAAGAUGCACCGAGUGGACGCUUUUCUGGUGCCCGGCAUCUUCAACCUGCCCGUGGCUCUGCACUUCCUGAGCGGAAGCCAGGCCUGGUGGCAGGAGAUGACUGCGCACUUCAGUGCCUGGCCGGAGUUCUUCUUCGCGGGGAAUUUCGCCAUCGCCUGGGCGUUCUAUGGUGACCUUGGUGCUGUCAAUGUACGAGAGGAGCUGAAGACCCCGCCCCUCCAUCCCUUGCGUUCUCCAGUGGACGAGCUGGCGGUGGCCGCGGGCACCAGUCGGUCCCAGCUGGUUGGCAAAGCGGAGAUGCUGGUGCUGGGAUUGCGGAGCGCAGGGACUCGUUGCCGCCAAGCCUCCCUGAAGAUUCAGAAGGGGGAUCUGCUCUCCCGGGCGGAUGACACUGCCGCGCUCUGCGUGGCACAGCAAGCAGUGGAGCUGCUGAAAGGUGAGCCGGGGAGCGUCAAGGUGCUGGAUCCCAUGUGUGGCGUGGGCACAUACCUCUUCGCCUUGCAGUGGGCGAUGCGCCGUGCUAACUUGACGAGCGCGGCCUUCUGGGGCGUGGAUGCUGAACGUGAAGGGCUUCUUCAUGCACAGGCGAAUGCCAGCCAGCCAGGAAGGUGGCCGCAGACGCCCGACUUCGUUCUUGGGUCGAGCCGCGGGCUUCCUUUCCAGAGCGACUUCUUCGACCUCAUUGUGGUGGACCCGCCCUGGGGCCAGCGGCAUGGCAGGCGCUGGGGGACAUCCGAGGGCUGCCCCAGCCCGGGAGUGGGCCAGGGUCUUGCGGCCGGGAGGAAUCGCCUGGGAUGCCCUGCGGCCCGUCAAAUGAACUGCCCCAAGGGGCAGCCGUUUGGGGCUUCUGCCACUGCCAGCACCAGUAGCAGCAGCAUCAUCACCAUCUUCAUCAUCAUCAUCAUCAUCAUCAUCAUCAUCAUCAUCAUCACCAUCACCAUCACCAUCACCAUCACCAUCACCACCAUCAUCACCAUCACCAUCACCAUCACCAUCACCAUCACCAUCACCAUCAUCACCAUCAUCAUCAUCAUCAUCAUCAUCAUCAUCAUCAUCAUCAUCAUCAUCAUCAUCAUCAUCUCAGUCCAGCUUCUGGCAGCGCAGCCAGCAGCCAGUGCAGAGGCUGCUGCCAGACAGAUCUUCCACCGGGCAGAGCUGGCGCACGGCUCUGAGCACGUGAUCCAGGCGGAAUUUCACGAGCCCGGCCUAGUGGUGGCGGUGCGCUUCGAGUUCCGUGGCCAAGAGGUCGAGAAGGCGUUCAAGGUGCCGAAUGAGGCCGUGCUGCUUUUAAGAGCCUUCGACAAGGAGCUCGCCUUCCGCUUAGCCGGGCCUUCCGGCUCGGAGCCGGCGCCAGAGCUGGCCUGGGGGGCGGCCCUGUGGGAGGAAGAGCUUGUGAAGCUGGCAGAUGACCGAGAGACGUACCCCGCCUUGUGUGACGAGCGCAUUGUCCAGGAGACCUGCGGAUUGCUGAGCGGUGGCGACCGCGAUGAAACUUCUGAUUGGAUCACCUCAGAUGCCUUGGCGGCGCAGCUUGCGGCCGACUCUUUGGACAUCUUUUGGGACGAGCUGGGUAUCCCCAAGCCGCCAACCAGCAACACGAGCGAGUCCUUCUGGAUCCAAUGCUCAACUCUAUGCCAGUCGGUGGUGCACUACAGUCAGCAGUAUGCCAUUUGUCCUGGGACCAGCGAUGUGUCCUGCUACACUUUGGGCGAGGAAAGCUACUGUGACCUUGACGUACGACCGCAGACGCUCAGUUCGCUGGUUCCGGGUCAGCGGGAUAUGCCAAACUACGGAGACAGGCCUUUCCUUGACAAGGUUGGGAAAAACGGCGUGGCAGCAAAGAGGUCCGACAUGCCUCCGGAGAUUGAAUAUGCACUUUGGGAGCUGGUGGAACGUGUCGCCAACUUGUUCCGCAUCUACCCUUCUCCAAGGCCAGAGCCCCUGGCUGAAGAAGCAGAUGCCCCAAAGGGCAAGAAGGUUCACAAGAUGACCGCACGUCAGAGGAAGCUGAACAAGCAGAAGGAAGAAGUGGCAAAGGCGUACAUUGCCAGCGUGAUUCGAGCUUUUCGUGCUAAGAGGACGAAGAUUCAAAUGGACAAGUGGUUUGGCAAACGAGCGUUUUCUGAUGAGCGCUCGCGAAAGAAAGUGCUUCACGUGCUCAACUCUGUCAACCACAUGAUUAGCAAUGUCGAGUAUGUGUAUCCCGGACCAGAUUGCGAAUCCGACACGUUCGCCUAUGUUUUCCCAGAGGCGGACAACUGCAGGAACCAGCGGGAUUUGCAGGAGGAGGAUUGCACGAAGUACCGGAAGAAGUUUGUUUUCUACCUCUGCCCGCUGUACUUCGAAGAGUCGCAGGAGAUGAUUGCGACGCUGCUACACGAAGGGUCGCAUCAUGCGACGGCCUUCACGGACGACGUCACGUUCCGGGGUGAGACGGCCUAUGGGCGGUCGACUUGCAAGGAUCUUGCAAGGAGGAGCCCAGGGAAAGCGCUGAAGAAUGCAGAUAACUUCUGCUACUACAUCUAUGACACCGCCACCAAGGUUCAAGAUGUCACUCUGGCAAGGAAAGCGGCAGUCGCAGAGCGCUGCCCAGUCUUUGCAGAUGAACCUACUCCAGACUCCGACUUGGAUUGCGCAUGCCGAAGUGAUGAGAUUUGCUUCAGCGACACUGGGCAGCAAGCCUGUGAAAGCUGGGCAGCGAGAAGUGUCGGAGCACUGCCCCUUCUCGAAGACCGACUCGGACGGCACAUACAGCGAGACCUUCUUCGCGGCAGGCUGCGCGUCCUGCCAGUGCCGACCCAGCCUGGAAAUCGCUUGAAGCGAACAGGGGGCUCGAACUGUCCGUCCGACGGUGCGCACUCCUGGCAGGGUCCAAGAGCGCAGGACCAGGAUCCGCCGGUCCUGAGUCGCUCUGAAACUCCUGGCCCGGUGCCGACUGCCAACGUACGCUGUGCUUGA